This is a messenger RNA of Epinephelus fuscoguttatus (brown-marbled grouper), 1080 nucleotides long. RefSeq names its product aquaporin-4-like. Gene Ontology annotation, biological process: transmembrane transport. Gene Ontology annotation, cellular component: plasma membrane; basolateral plasma membrane. The record is from RefSeq and is a predicted model, not a curated record. The transcript is spliced from 5 exons. NCBI's taxonomy places the organism in Eukaryota, Metazoa, Chordata, Actinopteri, Perciformes, Serranidae. Bases 90 to 974 code for a protein of 294 amino acids. Gene Ontology annotation, molecular function: water channel activity.
CUCUGGAACGCAUAAGGAGGUGCUGCUUCACUUGCUGCACACCACACUUUCAGUUCUGGUCUCCAUCCUGCUGCCCUCAAGACAAAAUAAUGACUGCUUUCAAGGGCAUCUGGACUCAGGAGUUCUGGCGCUGUGUGGGUGCUGAGUUCUUCGCCAUGCUGCUAUUUGUCCUGCUCAGCCUUGGGUCAACCAUCAACUGGGGGGCUGCUGAGAAGGAUCCCCAUCCCCCUGACCUGGUACUCAUCUCACUCUGCUUUGGUCUGACUAUUGCCACCAUGGUGCAGUGCUUCAGCCACAUUAGUGGUGCUCAUAUCAACCCUGCAGUCACAGCAGCCAUGGUGGUGACCAGAAAGCUCAGUCUGGCUAAAGCUGUCUUCUUCCUGCUGGCACAGUGUACCGGAGCCAUAGUGGGGGCUGCCAUUUUGUAUGGCAUCACCCCAGCCUCUGUUAGGGGUAGCAUGGGCAUCACCACGGUAAAUAUGAGCAUUUCUGUGGGAAACGCAUUGGUUGUAGAACUCUUCAUCACCUUUCAGUUGGUCUUCACUGUGUUUGCCACUUGUGACAACAAACGCAGUGACCUCAAGGGUUCAUCUGCUUUGGCUAUUGGCCUGUCUGUGUGUAUUGGUCACCUGUUUGCUAUUCCCUACACUGGAGCCAGUAUGAAUCCUGCCCGAACCUUUGGCCCAGCCAUGGUCACAUGGUGCUGGGAAAACCACUGGGUGUACUGGGUGGGUCCAACUCUGGGCGGGACUCUGGCUGGAGCUCUGUAUGAGUACCUAUUCUGUCCAGACCCAGAACUGAAGAGAUGUUACUCUGAGGCCUUCAUCAAGACACCUUUCAGUGCUAAUAAACACCGACAGGACUCAGUCACAGCCCAGGAGCCUCUUUUCACUGUCAUGGAUGUGGAAAGAGCUGAGAGGAAGGAAAGAGAGAGGGAGAGGAAGGUAUCGGGGGAUGCGUUGUCCCCUGUAUGACUAGGAGGGAACCAUGGAACUGAUGUCCAGUCUGCUGACCAACAGUCUGCUCUGAAGGAGACUGACUUCCUGUAGACUGGCACAGCAAACACUCACAAAUUACAGA